Messenger RNA from Zootermopsis nevadensis, 5490 nucleotides. RefSeq names its product phosphatase 6 regulatory subunit 1-like protein fmt (gene fmt). Gene Ontology annotation, cellular component: cytosol; nucleus. The record is from RefSeq and is a predicted model, not a curated record. Gene Ontology annotation, molecular function: protein phosphatase binding; protein phosphatase regulator activity. Lineage: Eukaryota; Metazoa; Arthropoda; Insecta; Blattodea; Termopsidae.
UGCAACGCCAUUAAGAUUUAGAAAGGCGAUGCUUGUUUGAGAUAUAAUAGUUACUUGUCUGUCAUUAUUUAAAGGGGCAAAUAUUACGGAUUGUGUUUUGUGAAUAUAUUAAAUCUUUUAAUGUGAUCUGUCCAGUAUUUCAUAUACAAGUAGGGAAGUUCAGUAGAAGGAAACUCCAGACGUUUCUACUAAUAGGCCUAUAUUAACCAGGAGCCAAAGGUAUAAUCCAGUGGUACUAGUGUUAUCAGCCUGCAUUCAAGAUGUUUUGGAAAUUUAAUCAAUUUUCAUCACCUCAUAUAGAGACUCUAUUAAACAAAGAGGAUGUUACACUUCAUGAGCUUAUGGACGAGGAAGAUUUGCUGCAGGAGUGCAAAGUUCAAAACAAGAAAUUAAUCGACUACUUGGUUCGACCAGAUGUAAUGGAAGAAUUGGUGACUCUUACAACUGUUGAACCGUCUGGGGAAGUGGAUGAAAAAGUACGCUAUAAAUAUCCCAGCAUGGCGUGUGAACUCCUGACGUGCGAUGUUCCGGCUCUUAAUGAACGCCUGGCCGGUGAUGAAGCGUUGCUUGGAAAAUUAUACGCGUUCCUGGAAUCGGAGAAACCGCUUAAUCCACUUCUUGCGUCUUUCUUCAGUAAAACUAUUGGUGUUCUUGUAGCACGAAAGAGUGAACAGAACUGGUAUUCCUAUCAGUUCACUUGUUUUCAGGUUUUGGAGUUUUUAAAAUCUAAGAAGAACUGUAUCAGUUUGCUACUGAAGCACUUGGGCACGUCCGCCAUAAUGGAUUUAAUGUUGAAGCUCAUCACGCAUGUAGAAGGAGUGGAAAUGAAGCAAAAUAUUCUCAAUUGGUUGGAUAGUCAGCAAGUGGUACAGUGCCUCGUUGCGUUGCUCGACCCAGGAAUUGACCCUGAACGCCACUGUAAUGCUGCACAACUUCUCUGUGAUGUUAUUAAAAUGUCAAGAGAGAACCAGCUUACUUCUAUAGAGCGGACAGAUCCAGACCCGGUACUUAACACUCUCGAGGCGCCAGAAACUGUACAACAACUCAUGGAUCACAUUUUGGGGAAAGAGAAAUGUGAAUCUUCUAUAGUUGGUGGGAUCUCUGUAUUGUUAACUCUACUAGACUGCAGUAAACCAAGUGGUGUAAAUGGUGAUUCCAAUAAUACGUAUGGAGGCGGCAGUGUUCAAGGCGAAGAAGUAAGAGGAAAUGGAGAAAAUGAACAGCCUUCGAAGGUGGUUUUAAGUACAACAACGGCCAUUUUGCCACGUCUUAAAGAUUUUCACAAUCUGUUACUUGACCCUCCGCAUAAACCACCGGUGAAGACAACGGUCGGAUCUCUCGAUCCUCCCCUUGGGAACACGAGGCUGCAAGUAGCAAAAUUGUUUGCAGCGUUAGUUGCUACUAACAGUUUUGACGUAAAUAAAGAACUGGCCAGUUUAGGUACAACUGAAUUGUUACUGGACUUGUUUUUCAAAUACACUUGGAACAACUUUCUGCAUUCUCAAGUGGAACAGUGUAUAGCAUUUGCGCUUACUUCUGAAUUAAGCGUCUCUGUUGGAAAUGAGAAGAAUGUUUUAGUAAAUAAUAUUUUUCUAAAGUGCAAAUUAAUACAAAGGAUUUUAGAUGCGUGGGAUGAUAAUGAAGUUCAACAAGCCAAAACCGGUGGUCUCAGAAGAGGUUAUAUGGGGCAUCUAAUCAAGAUGGCAAAUACUGUAGCACAGCAGGCCGAAAAGGGUCCCCUAGGGACUUUCAUCAAAGAGCACGUAGCAGCAGAUAUUGUAGUUGCGUGGGAGGCAUUUGUUGCCAACACGCUGGCAGAAACUAAUAAGACGCAUCAGAUGUAUUUGGGUGGUCCUCCUCCUGUUCGUUUAAGUGCUGAAGACGAUGAUGCAGAUUACAGAAACAUUCCAUUCUCACAGGACCCAGGGUUACAGCAGGUGUUUUCUGAGUACCAGAUGCAACAAAUGGCCCCACAGUUCAUUGAAAAUUAUGGCUACCAUGAUGAUGAAUUCACGGAUGGUGAAGAUACAUUACACGCGUCUGUGGACCGGCUUACGAGCAUGACCUUUAGCCUUAGCGAAGAUGAACUUGACAGGCAAGCAGAGCUGUUCAAACAAGUCUGUGCCCAGAAGUUACAUACGCUGAAUGAUGGAGAGGAAGACAUUUGGGAUGAUCGAGAACAGGAGCUCACCUUUCAAACAGUCAUCGAUACAAGGACAAGGAACUGGCAAGAGGAGGAUGCCGCUGGAAAUAGUAGUUCAGACGAGGAGGAAAGAGCCGGUCCAGAGGGAAGGGAAGAUGUGCACAUGGAAGUGGAUUCCACAGAUCCGUGGGGAUCAGCCAAUAUUACAAGUGAAGGUGCAGUUGCUCCAAUAGCAGUAGAUUCUAGCAACCCAUGGAGUAACAGCUGUGAGCCCACUCCUGUUCUUGGACCCACAGCUCCUGAUGAAGGAGGCUGGGCAGAUUUUGAGUCUGCUGGGUUCGCUGAUUUUGAGGCAAACUUCGGAGCUGGCGGUGUUACAGACGUUGCUAGCAGCAAGAGUGCCAAUGAUUGUGAAAGUUGUCAUCCAGAAACCGCAAAGACGGACGUUGACGUAACAAAUUCUGCUGUGCUAGUUGAAUCUUCAGCCAAAAUAGCCGUUACCGAUUCAGGAAACGGAACCGAAAAGGGGCCUGCUGGCAGGCCUUUAUGCACUGACUGCAAACUUACUUCGGAACUUAAAACUCAAGAAAAAUAUAAGACAGAAGAAGAAUGCCCGGAUCCAGGGUCAGAUGACAAUGCAAAUCCUAAUGCUUCUGUAGGAAAAGACCACCAGCAGCAACAACUUAUAGAUAAUUAUAGGUUCCUCUCAGUGCAGGGUCUGAUGGCAGGCGGUAGUGGUCUAGCAGAAGAAAAUACGUCACCAGCGCAGAAGCUCGAGUCUGAUUCUGUUCCAAAAGAGAAUGGACCAGUACAAGAAAAGGCACACGACACGACUGAAGUGGUAGACAACAGUCAGUCGACGUCAAUAGCCAAACAAAAUGAGGCAUGUUCAAGUCAAACAGGUCUAGGUGCAACGCCAAAUGGCCCUGUUUGAAUUCUUAAGUUGAUAUCGAUAUUUAACAUCUGUGCUCAGGUAAGCCUUGGCUCUUACGGGACAUUAAAGGGCCUACACAACAGAGUGACGAUGGAUCAACAGAACAUUAUCAUUCAUUUUGAGCCAUAUCAGAGAAGAAUUGCAGGUUCAAGUAUUGUGAAUUGUGUAUAGGAUACCAGGACUGUACUCCAUUGCAAAUAAUUUCACUGCUCAAAGAGUACUAGAGUGCCUCGUAAGUACUCCCAGCGUUCCUUUGAGGUGCUCGUUGCAUUCUGUAGUAUUAUGUCUGGGCAAAUUUGUCUUAUCAGACUGGUAUGGUGGUGCAUUAAUGUUGUAAAUUUAUUAUAGAAGCGUGUGGUCUAAAGAAUAAUAUUUAAUUGAAAGUAAAAUGCUGCAGGAUUAUUGCCGUUGGUCGUACGAGUAGGGUCAUUAAAUACGGUGGUAGUCACUCGACAGAAUUGUGUAGUGAGCAAUUCUUGAGUUCGGCAGAAUGUGAUAGGUAAAUACAUGACACAUCUUUUAAUGUGAAUUCUUUUACAUACAGUUUUUUGUAAAGAAUACAUUAUUAUGAAUCCUUUAUUGCACUACCCCCUUUUAUAACAAAUUUUAGGUUACUUAAGCUGUCAAAUAUAGUGUAUAAUUGUCAUAUGCAGAUUCCCUGGCGUUAGAGAAGUUUUAAUUUAGUGCUGAGGGGAACGUUUGCAUUGAUACAAUUUUCAUCUGCCUAAAUUACCUGUGUCUUUUGAGGGAAAAUAUCAGUGGAAAGUGUUACGGUCUUGUCCUUUGUUACGUACAAACAUUUUAAGGAAUUCCAUAGUUUUAUGUGAAGGGUUAUUGUUUGCUCUUAAAAGUUUGAGAUUUGAAAUGCUAGUGCAUAUUUUCAUGACCUCGGUGUUCAGCUUUUUCUUGAAGGCGCUGUAUAACAUCGCUGAAUUCCUGUGCGUGGAUCAUCCCCCCAGUCUGUGAUGUGGCUUCCAGUUUAAUCGCGUAAAGUUAGUUUUGCACAGUUGAAUGCUGUUUGUGUAUAUGAUGUAUGAAACAGUCGCUGUACAUUAUUAUAUAAACAAAUAUAUUGUUAGGUAAUGAAAAUCACUAGUUUGUAUGAAACUUAGCGGAGUCGCUGUUUAGUGGCUGACUUUUUGCUGAGAAGUGCUUUUAAUUACAUAGUUCCAAAAUACCUGAUUGCAGUUUAAAGUCUAUGGCUUGGUACAUUAUAAUCACGAUAAAGCAACUUCGGCCUUCUGUUGUGUGUGCCGAUAAACGGCUCAGCUGGUUACGUGCCAUAAUUGUAGGGAUAAAGCUGUUUAAUGUCAGUUGCAUUAGGAUCUUUUAAAAUCAAAUAAAAAUUAUUUUGUGCAAUUUAGAAAGGCUUUUAAAAUUUGAAAAUGUGCGUGGUGUAUUAAUUACACCACCAUUUUGUUAAGGGUGUAAGUGUAUGACUUGAGGUCAUUGUGCACUUGUCAAAUUUUUGUUUGUAUACAGUAUAUGAUGCCAGUUGAUGUAUUUUGAUACUAUGUAUCAUAAUGUCCGUAACUUGGGCUCAUUAUAUUAAGUUUGCAAUGUAAAUGCACCAACAGAUUAUUGACUGAGUGAUCCCAAGGACUAGAAUUUCCUGAUAAAAAUUCAUGAGAAUAAAAAUGUGCUUUUAUAUUUGGGUAUAAUCUUGCAGGAUGUUAAAUUCAAAGAGAUAUAUAUAUAUAUAUGAAGAAAUGAAUAUAAAUAUAUUUAAAAUAGUAAAUAUGUUCUAUGAUUACGCACAUAAUUCUUAUAAUGAUGUAUUAUUGUUGCAACAGAAGCAAUAUAAUUAUUGGAAUUGUUGAUUAUCUACAUUUUAUGCUUCCGUAAAACAGUUCACUAUCGUGAAAGUUUCUUGUGAAUAUUUUUUCACAUGAAUGUGUAAAUAUGUGAAACUGUAACAGUAUUUAUAUUUUGUGUAGGCAUCAGUCAAUGUGACAGUCUGCAGUGAUAAUUGUACAAAAUAUGAACACAUUGUGGUAUUAACAUGUUUUGCACAUUCACAAAUAUUUUUUUGAACAGUUACAGGUAUUCAUACAUUUUUACUUCAAAAUUGGAUCACUAAGGCAAUGAACGAGGCCAAUAUGCAUAACUGUAAACAAAUGUGUGACAAAGGAAGUGGAUUUUUUAGAAACUUGUUUUGUGAAACUUGAGUGCUGAGUCCAGUUUCUAUACAUGUAAAAGUGUUGAAAUAUUUUGAUUAAUCCAGGAGACUUAAUUGAAUAGUUUUAGUACAAAUAUAGUUGAAUCAUUUAAUAUACAAAUACUCUUGCAGUUGAAUACAAAUAGUGGCAGUAUCCUACAGAAAUUUGUAAAUAAAUAUGUGGAAGAAGUACAUAAUGACCAAGAAUAAAACCUUAUAGGUCCUAAGUAAAAUAAAUAUUGUUACACUUUGUUG